Molecule: messenger RNA, 2884 nt
Organism: Aphis gossypii (cotton aphid)
Lineage: Eukaryota; Metazoa; Arthropoda; Insecta; Hemiptera; Aphididae
Product: homeobox protein slou-like
Biological process (GO): regulation of transcription by RNA polymerase II
Molecular function (GO): DNA-binding transcription factor activity, RNA polymerase II-specific; DNA binding
Source: RefSeq, a predicted model, not a curated record
CGUUUACCGCCAGUGUCAUAAUCAGUGCGAAAUCAGCCGCCGUUGUUGUAUUAUCAUCCAUAUAAUUUUUUAACAUUAUUGAUAAUAACAAGAAAAUUAAUUUUAUUAAUAAUAGUAAUAAUAAUAAAAUUGUUAUGUGUAUAAUUAUGUAUUAUAGAGUUUACUGUUAGUAGUUGUGUUUAUAAUAGUUUUCCAAUGUGGUAAAUAAAUGUGUAUCAUGCGAUUAAGGAUUAUGUUGGAUGUUCCUCGUGUACUAGCAGAAUAAAAUAAAAAGAUAUAUUUAUCGGUAUUUCAUACAUUUGGUUUUUAUAAAACUAAUUUAAUGGAGAAUACUACUUCUACCGCAUUUACAAUUGAUAAUCAACCGUCAAAUAAAAAUAAUAACGAAUUGAAAAACGGGGAUAAUAUCGAAGAUUGUCAACAACAACAUCAAAGACGGCAAAGGGCAACCGGAAACGGUCGGUGGUGUACCAGCAGCACUCGAUCACGGUCAUCUACAUCAUUUCUCAUUCACAAUUUACUUAUAUCUCGUUCGGGCGAUGCUACUGACGUGCAAACACCUAUAUCUCCUCCAUCACUUCCGCUGGUUGAACAAGAAAACGAUAAUGAGGAUUCUAGUAAUAAUAGUAGCAGCAGUGAAAGCAAAAGUAGAAGUUGUAGUCCACAAGAGAUGCAACUGUCAUCCCCCGUAAUGGACGUUAAUGAAGAAAAAGAAGACAUUGACGGAAUGUACGAUGCAGAACACUAUAGAGUUAAGAGACGUAAAUGCACAAUUCCUUUUAGAAGAAGAACGGCUAAGAAAAAAGAGAGCGUCAGUACUAAUGCAAGCGGUGAUAGUGAUAUUGAAAAAAGAGAAACUGACAAAGAAUCAGCAUCACUAAAAGUUUCAGAAGAGGAUUCACAAACCCAAUCAAUGCAAACUCAACCGCCGCCUAUUUCAAUAUACCUAUCCACAGCUAUGAAUCAUCAACAUCAACUAUCUGCACUACAAUCAUCAAUCCAAACACCUACUUCAACGUCAACCACGCCGGUAUCGUCGUUAAACUUCAGUGUAAACGCCAUUCUCAGUGGCGGCGGUGGAUGUUCGAAUGGGCGAAGCAAUAGUACUAGUAGCAACUGUAGCACCGGAAGUAACGGGAGUAACGGGUCCAGUGUUGGAUAUGGUGGAAAAAUCAUGCCACAUCAACAAAAUAUCUAUGACACCGGUCAACAGCACAACCAACACUUGGCUUCUGCUGCUUUUUUGCGAAUUACAGCAGCAGCCGCUGCAGCUUCCGCGUCAUCGCCUUCUGGUCCCAUGUUUUACCAUCACCAUCAUCUCGCUUCGGUCGCCGCACUACACCAUCACCAGCAACGACAGCAGCAACAGCAAUUGCACCAAAACCGAGUACAGCACGCUGUAAACUGCAGCCCGUCGCCGACGCCUCCGCCGUCUUGCAGUCUUCCGGCCGCCGCGUCCAACACGCCGUCCACUUGUACCUUCUUGACGGACUCCACCAGCACACUGACCACUGCAACAUCGCAACCGGCACAAUCUCUCAGGACCAUAGCCAAGCCCAUCGCACGCAGACCCGCCAACGCGGCGAAUCCCAACGCGGGUUCCAACGGCAAUGUCCACAACUCCGCACUGCUGCCGCUGGCCUCCGCAAGUUUGGCGUCCAACGGUGGUCCAUCGAGUGGCGGCGGCGGUGGCGGCGGCGGAGGCAGUGGCGGAGGUCAUGCGAACAACGCCAAUGACAGUGCCAGUGGCGGUGGCGGCGCAAACGUCUGCAACUCAACCGCACUGUCGAACACGUCCAUUUCGUCUUCCUCUACUCCCGGUCCAGGACGACCUAAUGGCUCAGGAACAAACAGGUUCCCUAUAGUACACCCUCAGUACAAUUAUCGUCAUCAUUUAGCUCAUCAACAUCCUCACACUCAUCAUGAAAUCCUCAUGAUGCAGUCUCGAUCAAAUGGAGUAUCUAGCUCCAAUAACGGAACAUCCAACUCUAUGGCUGCUGUUCCUCCUUCGCCUUUUUCAUCUUCCACCACGUGGCCUUAUAGUGCGGGAUCCAGUGCAAACGGAGCCGGAUCUGUGCAUAUAACCGGAACGAAUGCACAUCAUCAUAGAAUUACGCCAUUGCACCAUCAUCAGCAUCAUCCGUCAGCAACAACCAUGCUAUUAAUGAGCACCAACAACAACACCUUGAACGUGAUGAACGGGGUAGUGGUCGGUGGAAAUAACAGGGGAAAACCACGGAGGGGCAUGAUGCGACGGGCGGUGUUCUCUGACGCGCAACGAAAAGGCUUGGAACGUCGGUUUCAGGUGCAAAAGUACAUUAGCAAACCGGAUAGAAAGCGAUUGGCUGACAAGUUAUCGUUGAAAGAUUCACAGGUAAAGAUAUGGUUCCAAAACCGACGGAUGAAGUGGCGCAACACCAAGGAACGAGAACUACUGGCGGCCGGCACGGGUUGUCGCGAACAGACGUUGCCGACGAAAAACAACCCCAACCCGGACCUGAGCGACGUGACUACGACGUCCACGGCGACGUCCAAUAGCGGCGCGUUGCCGUCUUCGUCGACGGCCACAGGGACAACGCCGACCUCGGGAUCAGGAGCUGCGACGUCGGCGACGCUGCAGGCAUCGGCAGGAGGUCAACAACAGGACAAAAAAAAUACCAACGGCAUGAAAAACAAUCAUCAGCAUUCACACCACCACCAUCAGCAGCAGCAGCAGCAGCAGCAUCAUCAUCAUUCGGUCCAACAGAAGCAGAUGGUACCUCAGAAGAAGAUCAACGUGGCGGUGGAUCAGAUGCUGCUCAACAGGGGCGGCGGCGGUGGUGGCGCAGGCGGCCCGCCACUAGUAGUCAGGCAACAGCAAGUGUUGUAGUAAAAUUACGAUAAC